AUGUCUACAGUGGUCUCAUUUUUCAGAUCUUCAAUCAAGCACAUUUGGGUCAUGAAUACCAUACUGGGAGGUAGCCACGGGCAUGCUGAUCAUUCUGGUGGUCUCAGAUCCGUUCUAAAUGCAUGCAUGGAUGAGGUAGAGCAAGGAAGAGUUUGGAAGUCAAACUCGUUUGAUGAAGUUCAAAUCAAAAACGCCGUGGCACUAAGUCGACGCCGUAGACUUCCCGGCCACCGUAACAUUCAUCUACUCGAGUCGAGCGACGAUGACUCUUCCUCUCUGCUUCCCCUUGUGGUGUUGGGUAAGAAAUGGCAGGCUGUGGGGCCCUUUUCCAGUGGGAUGAGAGAGCAUCCCUUCGCUUAUUCGCCUUUGUCCGCUUCCAUCGGUGAUGAUGAUGAUGACGCAGAUAUAGCGUUUGCUCGUUUACCCUACGACUUCCAUCAGACAUGGCCUUCCGAGAUGGGGGUUGGAGGAAGAGUAGGAUGGACCGAAUUUCAAUCUGAUUCUCAGGGUUGGGUGGCGGUAAAAUAUCCCCAUAUCGAGUGGAAACAGCUAAGAGCGGAUCAUGGUUGGGCAGCACUUCAAUUCCAAUCGUUCCUUCGAACUUCACUUUCCAUUCCUUCUCUCAAUAAUUGCUCUGAAACUCCUCUCUUGAUCGAUUUAAUACAAGGUACAGAGUUCGCUUUGAUCGACAUUCAGGAACCUACGACUCCGACUGUAUGGUACGCUGGAGACGUAUACGAUUUCGGGGGUACCUCGGCCGGUAGACGUGGCAAGGGAGAUGAAGAACUAUCCCACUUCGCCCGAUCGCUAGCUGUCAAACCAGGACAAUAUACUCUACUGGUCAGGGUCAUGUAUGAAAUUCGUAUGUUUGGAGAUCCUCAUAACUUUCCGCCGGUCAUACGACUUCGAGUGAGAGUGAAAGUCGACGAUGGCAAGGUGGAAUUGGGGAAGGGGCAAAAUAUAAUGCCCGAUUUGGUGGAUGGGUGGUUUAUGGGGAGUUGGAUGUCGAUACCUCUUCGUAUUCCAGAAGGCUGUGACGAUGUCUCUGUGAUAGCCACGGAUACUGCAACCCACCAGAUUGACCUCGAGAUGAGUCGUAUUGUCACUGUUCGCUCUGGCCAAACGAGACCGGUAUCAAUCAAGAUCUACCAACAUGGACCAAUCGAGAAGUCGUUACUAGCACUAAAGCUAAUCUUCAUCUUGAAGUCCGAAGGGCCUGAUCGUACCGAGUCAAUGUCGAUUCCUCUGAAGCAUCAUACUUUGACGCAACCAGGGCCAUUCAAGAUGACACACGCAAUAUCGGAUGGUCACAUGCCCGCUCUCGUAUCAUAUGCGAUGGUAGUGCCUCCACCAUUUAUCAACCCAACCACACUCCAACCUCCCCCCGUGAUCCUCGCUCUGCAUGGCGCCGGUGUGGAGGCCUCCAGCCCGUCCUGGACGAAAGCUAUGCCUAGACGACAAGAUACUUGGGCGAUACUUCCCACCGGUAAGACGGAAUGGGGAGAAGAUUGGCAUGGUGGUAGUAUGACCGAUUCUUGGAGCGCCAGAGAUUCCUUACAAGAAAACUUGACUAAAAUCGGAGUAAAAGUAUCCGAUCAGACCAUACUGCUAGGACAUUCGAAUGGAGGUCAAGGUGCUUGGCAUCUGGCAGCUCGAUAUCCUGAUCGUGUGAUCGGAGUCAUUCCGGCUGCUGGAUAUCUGAAAAUUCAAGAUUAUGUUCCCUACCUUCAUCUAACAUCAAAUCACUAUGCCGAUCCGGCCUUGAUGGGCAUUUUGAUGUCGGCACUCACACCUUACAACAACGAUUUGUACGCCUCAAAUCUCAGUAAUAUCCCGAUUUUGGCCAUACAUGGAUCGCAAGACGACAACGUUCCUCCACGACAUAGUCGCGAACACGUCGCGCUCAUCUCUGCCUGGGAGGGUAAGAAUGACAUCAAGUUGUUGGAGGUACCAGGAAGAGGACAUUGGUGGAACGAGAUAUUCGCCCUUCCUGAAGUUGGGCAAUUUCUCGAUACACUGCGACCACGGAAGGCGGAUGAGGAACGGAAAGAAGGGUUCACGUUGACAACUGCCAACCCUGAUGAGACCGGGUCAAGGGCAGGCAUACGAAUAGUGGAGCUACAGACCCCGGGCAGAUUGGCUAGGCUUGAUGUUAACGCCCGACAGUGGAGGAAUGGAUCACGAAUACCGGAGCUCGAUUUGAGAAGCACCAAUGUGAAGCGGAUAGAAAUUACUUCGGGUCGAGGUGCAGGGGUAUUCGUGAAGUCAAAGCAAACGUGGGAGGAAGAAAUGUCACCCUAUCAGCCUCGAGCGUAUGGACCGAUGAUUCGUCUACUAGCUUCGACGGCUCCCAUUGCUUUUGUCAUCGGACGUGACGUUCAGCAUUUGAACAUCGCCAAGAGAUUAGCGCAUGAUCUGUAUGUGUACCAGAGGCAAGAUUCGGAGAUCUUAUCGGAUGGAGAUGCUUUACUACGAAUAGCGCAAGACGAGUUGCUUGGGAGUAUUGUUUCGAUCGGUCGACCAGAAGAUAAUCGUCUGACGGAUUAUCUGCUCAAACAAUGUAAGAUCCCACUGGCUUUCCCAACGAAAUCAGUCAUGACCUUGAAUGACGAACUUGUCUAUGAAGCAGGAGCAGGGAUUAUCACGUUACAUCCUCAUCCCACUCACCGACGAGCGUUGGCGUGUAUCAUAGCUGGGAACGAUGCGUUGGGAUUGGAGUUGGCGGCGAGACUUUUCCCCAUCCGCACUGGCGUUCCUAUACCAGAUUGGGUCAUCAUUGGAAGACAAGCUACUUGGAAAGCCGCCGGUGGAUUCAUCGGUGCGGGGUUCUGGGGUGCCGAAUGGGGAUGGAAUGAGGCCAUGUCAUGGAUGGACCGGUAG
Tremella mesenterica DSM 1558 is the source of this 2880-nucleotide messenger RNA. RefSeq lists its product as uncharacterized. Bases 1 to 2880 code for a protein of 959 amino acids. The record is from RefSeq and is a predicted model, not a curated record. The transcript has 11 exons. Lineage: Eukaryota; Fungi; Basidiomycota; Tremellomycetes; Tremellales; Tremellaceae. Gene Ontology annotation, molecular function: serine-type peptidase activity. Gene Ontology annotation, biological process: proteolysis.